Diachasmimorpha longicaudata is the source of this 10148-nucleotide messenger RNA. RefSeq names its product Smrter (gene Smr). Gene Ontology annotation, biological process: regulation of transcription by RNA polymerase II. The transcript is spliced from 17 exons. Bases 1424 to 8428 code for a protein of 2334 amino acids. Lineage: Eukaryota; Metazoa; Arthropoda; Insecta; Hymenoptera; Braconidae. Gene Ontology annotation, cellular component: chromatin. The record is from RefSeq and is a predicted model, not a curated record.
CAAUGAAUUAUCCGGGUGGGGCGGGUGUUUGUGAAGAUUUUUUAUGGUUAUGUUCGUGGAUUAUUUGUCUUUCUUGUGGCAGAAGGAUUGAUGCUUCUUCUGUACCACCCCCUCCAUCACUAACACAUGCAGAGUCAUUGCAUUGAUGAUUCUGCAUCUUGAAUUCCAGGGUUUAUCUUCCUGUGAAUUCGGAUUUGGCGUUGAGUAUUAUCAGGGAAUUGCGGGGGGCGAGUAAACAUUUAUUAAAAUUUUGAGUCAUGAAUGCGGUUCUAACAGACAGAAGUCACAGGCCCAAGUGAUUCUUGGUUAAUCUCACCUUUUUUCUCGUUCAUAGGUCAAUAGUCGGACAACUAUCGCGGACAUAACGUUUAUUAUCGUUUAUCACUGAUCAGUGAGUGAGUUUGGUGAGCAGCACAAGUUGAAUUAAUGGAAGAAAUUGAAGAGAAUUACGGUGGAAUGUACAUCGCCAAUGUGCUAUGAACAAUAUGUUCAAUGUUUUGGCGAUGAAUAAUGAAAAAUCCAGUGCUCAGUCUCUUCUCAUUGCUCGUAGACAAUAGAAAUGGUGAAUGAAUCGGCGACAGUGGAAAUUAAGAAAAUAAAGUUUCCAAUUUUUUUUUGUUCAUCGUAGUACGCGGCGACUACGCCGUCUCCUUGUGCGCGAACUAGCUCUGUUCCAUCAGAAAACGGUGUUUCUGUCUCCAGUAGUGCACGUUGACCCGGCGAGAACGCCCGAGCAACAACGUAACGCUUUUUAUUAAACAAUAAAUAACGUAUAUUUGGGAGAGAGCUUUGGAUCGGUCAGUGUACGGACGACAUACGGGAAUGAUUAAUUAGGGAAUCAUAUGGAAUACUUCAGAGACCCUGAGCACCGAGGCGUGGUAGAGCAUCAAGAACGUGGGAGAAAAGCGACGACGGGGAUCAUGUCUGAGUUUAUUGGUGCGCGUGUGUAAAAAAAAAUACGAGUAAAGCAUUAAAAGAGAGGAGAGUAAUUGUAAAAAAAUUUAAAGGUUAAUGGCGAUUUACAAGUUGUAUGUAUAGAUGUUAUAUAUGUAACGUGAAUGUAUAUGAAGCUGAGAAGAAGUGUCAAGUGUAGAGGGAUAACACGGAGGGAUGAUAAAUAAGUGAAUUUUCGUGCUCGAUAAAAGUGCAACUUCCUUCUCUCAUCAAUACCAGUGUUCUCAACUUCAUUUCAAACUGAAUUUAUUUGUCACAAAAGUCAGUUCAAUAUUCAACUUCAGGUAAUCACGAGAAAAUUGGUGCGGAUGCACGGACGCGCGUGCAAACGCGUGACUAUACAAAGUGCAUCAGUGUGGGCAUUCAUUUGUGUUUGUGAAUCCUCGUGACUUGGGAGGAUUUAACGCGGGAAAUUCGUGUUCUUCCUGCAGCGGAUGACGUCAUUACUGUACAUAAUGCUCCAAGGGUGAUGGAGACAGUGGGCAAGCAAGUCCAGGUAGUGAGUGGACUGGGGGUGGGGGGUCCGGUGGGGGGAGAUCUUCACCAUCAUCACCACCCCCACCCCCACGGGGGGCAUGGACACUCCCUAGUUGGCGGUGCAUCCACCCCCGCUCGCGUGCAGGCCCAAACACAUCAGGGUCAACCGCCACCGCCCUCGCACAAUCAGCAUUUACCAGCGAGAUCCACACCCGGACAGCUGCACCGUCCAAAUCAGAACUACAUAAACAUCAAGAGCAACAGUCCAGUACCACCGCGCACUGUAGCUGUCAGUAGUUAUGGACAGGGUGGAACAGGUACACCGUCGGUUGCUGGUGUAGGUCCACCAGGUAACAGUGGCACUGGAUCAACUGUUGGGGUUACAGGCUCUGGCGGUGGUAAUUACGUAACCGUACCAGUACCAAGUGGUCUUAGAUAUGUGCAUUCUUAUCAACCACCACCGGUACCAUCCGCCCCCGUCAAUCAAACACCACCACCACCCGGUGCAGCCGCCGCUUACACCAGGGAUCCAUACAGAAAUGCAACAUCUAAUGUGUCGGAGAGGGUGGCAAUAAGUGUCAGCAGUAGUCCAGUAAGCCAAGUGGGUGUGGGUGUUGGUGUUGGCGCUAAUGAAUAUCCUCCGAAUAGCCGGGGUGACCGUCCACGAAUAUCCCUGUUACCACCAGCAUCAGUAGCACCAUCACAAUCACCAACAAAUGCUGAUUAUCAUGUUACGAGUAAUAGGAACCAACGGGUAUUAAUGCCAAUACUCGGUGCUGACCAGUAUGGCAGACAAGUGGAAAUGGCAACGUUACAGGAGGCACCGCCCUUCAAGAAGAUACGUCUUGGUCAGCCCCAGCAACAACCAUCGUGUCAGACUAUUUCACCGGCCGAUGUGUGCAUUAAACAGGAUCAUGCACAGCUGCCUCAACCACUCAGGAUAGACACACGGCCGACAGCAGGUGCCUACACACCACAGACAGAGGCCAUAUCACCUACCCUACCCGAGCCAACAAUUCAAGAAGAUGCAGCAUUUCGUGUUACCAAGGAUGAAUUGCUUCAGCAAAUUGGCAAAGUUGAUCGUGAAAUUGCUAAACGAGAGGGUGAAAUAACGACGCGUAGGAAAAAGCUCAAGACAUUGGAGGAGACAGCAAAUAAACCCCUCGAGCCGAGUGGAUUAAAACGACCGGUUGAGGAGCAAUCACAACCGAAGCAUCAGUCACCGGCCCAGAAAAUUUAUGCUGAAAAUAGAAAAAAAGCGGAAGAGGCGCAUCGGCUAUUAGAUAGGCUAGGGCAGAAGGUAGAGCUGCCAUUGUACAAUCAGCCGUCAGACACCAAUGUCUAUCAAGAGAACAAAACGAGGCAUCAGACGUGCAUGAGAACACGACUUAUUGCUAGAUUACGUAGGGAGCACUCAGAACGUGCCUCACUCCAUCGACAACAGGCCCAGACUUAUGCGAUACUUGUUCAAGAGUGGCAUCGCAAGGUUGAGCGACUAGAGUCAGCGCAGAAGAGAAAAUCUAAGGAGACGAAAAAUCGAGAAUUUUUCGAGAAGGUAUUCCCGGAGUUGCGGAAACAACGGGAGGACAAGGAGCGUUUCAACAGGGUUGGUGCUCGUAUAAAGAGCGAGGCUGAUCUUGAGGAGAUUAUGGAUGGGCUUCAGGAACAAGAGGAAGAGGUAUCGGCAGAGUUAAAAAAAGCUAUUGCAAUCCGUCAGAUGGAGGAUAAGAAGAUGCGUUCGUAUGCUGUUAUUCCACCCUUGCUCCUCGAUGCCAAACAAAGGAGAAUUGCAUUUCAAAAUAGAAAUGGUUUACUACAACCUGAGGAGCUGGAGGCACUUCACAGCGAGAGAAAAUUGAUAAAUGUUUGGAGUGCUGUUGAGCAUGAAUUGUUCAAAGAAAAAUAUCUACAGCAUCCCAAGAAUUUUGGAGCAAUAGCUCAAAACUUAGAACACAAAUCAGUUCCUGACUGCGUGCAUCAUUACUACCUCACUAAAAAAGCUGAAAAUUAUAAACAAUUAUUGCGAAAGUCGCGACAGAGAACGCGCAGUUCUCGAAAUAAUCCUAACAAUAAGGUAAACAAUAGUAAUUCUAGCAUUGGACCGAUAGAUAUAUUAACGACAGGUGUAACGACGAGACUGCAACGUGAGCAGCAACAGAAGACCCAAGAAAAUCCCCAAAAUAAUUCAACGUCAACCACUACCUCGUCCACAACAACUACUACGAACACACCCCCAACAACAACAACAAUAACAACCAGUGCAUCUAGUUCUUCACAAUCAACUACAUCGCUAACCACAAGUAGUAGUACAGCGAGUGAUACAGGAAUAGUGACAACUGCUGCCUCCGUCCAGAGUACGACAGCAUCGACGACAACUGUCUUGACAACGUCAACGUCGAGCGCCAAAGAGGCGAGAGAAGCUAACAAGGAGAAUAAAGAGAAUAAAAAUGACACCAAGGAGUCAGUGGUGAAGGACAUCAAGGAGGAGCCCAGUGGAGAUUCUACAACGAGGAAGGACACCAAGUCGGUGGAAAAUUCGGGUGGUAAUUCGUGCGCGAGUGUGGUGGGUGCAAAUGAAACAGUGGUACAAACAUUUGAAACGAAGGAUAAGAAGAAGCAAGCUGCUGCAGCAACGGCCAAUGUCGCGAGUAAUCGAACGAAGGACAAGAAAAAGGAGAAUCAUGCAGCACCAAUGGAAACCAGUGACGAGGAGGCCCAGACAGUCGAUCCAAUUGAGAGUGGGAGACAGCUGGGUCCUCAUGCAUGUGCAAUAUGCCAAAAUGUCGUCGAGGGUGGCAACCAGUCGCGUGCAUUAUCACGCAGCCAGGCAUCUCAGUAUGGUCUCAGGGAGGAUCAGGUGCAGUCUGGUGCACGUGUAUGCAACACAUGCAGGUGCAAAGCUGUCCGGGGUCGUUACACUGCCUGUCCCCUUCCGGGCUGUCCAAAUGUCAAUAAUGCCAAUAAUAAGACGAGAGUUAAAAGACUCAGGGCACUGCCACCAAAAUGGAUGGAAUUACCCUCAGAAAUAAGGGAUCCUGUUAUUCAAGAAUUUCAAAUACCAAGCAAUACCACAAAAUGCUGUUCAGCCUGUUUCAACCGAAUAUCCCGUCGUUUGGCGCCUCAUUUGUCGGGCGGUGUUGAUGCAUUUGAUGAAGCAUCUGAAUCUAUAGCCCGACAAUGGACCGAAGAUGAACUCAAACAAAUGAGACGUGCCCUGCGUGAGCUUGGAACAAAUUGGUCAAAAAUAUCAGAACAAAUACCUGGUAAAUCCAAUCACCAGUGCAAAAAUUACUAUCUUACUUAUCGUAAGAAAUUAGGCCUGGAUCAGGUAGUGGCUGAGUACUAUCAGUCUCUCGGUGAAGAGAGACGGCCAUGUUUGACGGAUGAGGAGGAGAGUGGUAGUAGUACAAGCAGCUGUGACGAAAUGGCUGUGCAUGAUUCGAGUGAUACUGCUAGUGCUGGUAGUCCUGCUAACACAAUAUCAAGCAGUACACCUGGCCCCGUAGGGCCAUCGACGGGCACUGGAACAAUUAAAGUUGGGGGAUUUGCACAAGAGAGUACAGCCGAUAUAAGAAUUUCUCUUGUUCCCCCUGCCCCUGCUCCUACUGGCUCACAACAAUCCACGGCUGUUCCUGGACAAGCGACCAAUAGUCGAGAGGAUUACGAUAGUUCUGCUACGGAGACGGCGGACGAGGGUCAGGGUGGGGCAGAUGUGGAAAAUGCAAAUUCAACAGCACCAUUAACAACAUCAACAAGUACAAGUACAAUAUUACAAUCACAAACGGCCUCACAGUUGCAACAACCAACGCAACGAGAACAACCACCACCAGGGCAUUCACCACCAACAACAAGCAAUGCCAAUCCACUAACUGUCAAGGAUCUUAUGUUCGAUGUUAUUGAGAUGCAGCUCAAACGAAAUCCUAAUAGUACAUCAACGAGUUCUGUGACACCUACGAUAUCCAGUAUUUUGAAGACAGAUCACAGAAACGAUAUCACAUUUGUUCGUGAAUUUAAGCCAUCGUCGAGUUUACCCUCUACUGCCAUGUCCAAUAGGGACUCGAAUUUGGCAACACUGUCAGUCGUUUCUGUACCCCAUCAUAGAUCAGCCCCGAGUCCUCAACAAAUUGGUCAAAUGCAGGCGACAAUAACACCAAUGCCCCCAGCGCCCCCACCAAACCAGCCCCCCUCAGCGGAUCUCCUACCAAAAGAGGGUCUCGUAGUGAUGCAAGUCCAGCAGGCCCUUCGCGAAACGGAGGGUACUCUCGACCUCAGCAUAAAGAAGCCCCGACAGCAACCUCUUCCACCUCAAUCUCAGCCUCCGCCCCCGGACUACAACCACGCUCUCCAACAACCUCAUAAAACUCCCCAGAUAACAAUGUAUCGUUCAGAGCCCCCACCAGGUGCUUACUACCAUCCGCACGCUCACGAACAGGGUCGAGGAGCAAAGAGCCCGUUAGUGUACGUCUCAUCUCCUCGUCCCCAGGCGCCAAUCACCCCGAAGAUGAACAAAGUGACAGUACCCCCAUCUCAUCCGAAACUCUCCCCAAAAUUAGCAAAUAUGGGAACCCCCCACAAAGGUGGUUCAAUAACCCAUGGAACACCAGUCUCAGGUGCAAGAUACGAAGGUCUCCUUCGUCAGAUGACACCGCCAGGUACAUCAUCGUCAUCAGCAAAUCCACCACCUCCAAAAGAAUCUGGCUCCAUCACUCAGGGCACUCCAGUUCUCCCCUUCCCCGUGGAGAAACGUUCUAUGUAUGAUUAUCACCGUCCCAUAAGACACUCACCAGCAACAACGAAUGCUCCACCUCAGAGCCCCAAUCAGGGUGUCGUCGUUACCCACAGCAAUUACAAUUCCUACGCACCAAGACCUCCGCCACCAAGUUAUACAAUGGAGCAGCAGCUGUCUUCACGCCAGAUAAUCAUGAACGACUACAUUACGAGUCAGCAGAUGCACCAGCGUAGAGGCACAAGUGCUAGCAACGAGAGUGCAAGUAAAACAGAGCAACAACCAGCUACUCUCUACUACACGAGUACCCCACCACCUCCAGCCCCUCCUCAAUCUCACACACAAGCGCGACAGGGUGUGAUCCAAAGGCACAAUCCCCAGAAGCAAAUGCAUUAUCAUCCACCACCUGCAGGGCUUGAGGCUUUUUCAAGUUUAGUUGAUGUUGCUGUUCAACAACCCAGCUUACCUGUACCUCAUCCUCAUAAUCAUCCUCCUUCAGGAAGUAGCCACGAGGGCCUCGGUAAAACGAUGGCAGAUCGAUUGCUCGCUGAUAGAUAUGUAGAUAAUAAUCGCGCUUAUCGUGAGCAAGAGCUGAGAAUUCAGGAGCACGGUUGGAGAAUGGCUGCUGCACAUCAACAACAGAGGGACAGAGAACGAGAUUUGGCGCAUAUACGUGAGAAGGAGGAGCACAGAUUGCAAAGGGAGAAGGAGUUACAGCAAUUGGAGCACAGGUUAGCUGUGCAACAUCAUCAGAGGGAGAAAGACAUCCAACAGGAGAGGAUAGACAGGGAAAAGCAAUUGCAACAUGAGCAUAUGAUGCAGCAAAGGGAGAAGGAGGAGAGGCUAAGGGAGAAGGAGAUUCAACAUCAGAGAGAGCAAAUUGCUGUGCAUCAAAGAGAAAAGGAACAUCAGGAGCACAGGAUGGCACAGCAAAGGGAGAAGGAGAUUCAACAUCAGAGGGAACAGCUGGCUGUGCAUCAGAGGGAGAAGGAGAUGAGGGAGAAGCAGGAGCAUAGAAUGUUUGUGCAGAGAGAAAGAGAAAUGGUGCAUCUCCAUCAACACCAGAGGAUGCAAGAACAGCAACAGAUGCAACAGCACAUGCUGGGACAGAGAAUGGAGGCUGAGAGACGACACAUGGCUCAGAUUUAUAGGGAUCAGCAGCAUCAGCAUAUUGAUAGGGAGUCUGGAAGGCUCCUUGGCAGUAGUUUCUCACAAUCUUCGAGGUCUCAGCAAUCGCAACAACCACCUUCUCAACAACCGUCAGCAUCUUCGAGGCCUAGUCCUGCUUCUUCGAAUUCCCAGUCUGGAGAUAAUUCAUCUACACUCACUGCAGCCAGUCUGAUUGAUGCGAUUAUCACUCAUCAGAUCAAUCAGAGCUUUAAAAGCACUAGUGGAACACCUGCUGCUAAUAAUCAGCCUACUAGACCGGGUGAUAGACUGUUCCAGGGAUUCCAUCGUGAUACUCAAGCUGAACCAAACGGUGUAGCCCACAGUCCAGCAGCUGAGAGUUCUGUGGCCAACAGUGGCCCACCCAGUGAACCCCCGAGGGAAGGAAAAACAAUAACCCUUGGCGAACACAUCGAGCACAUCGUUACGAAGGAUUAUGGCCCACCACAUGCAUCCUACCGUUCGUACCCAGGUUAUCCAUUGGCUGACGAUCAAUGGAAGCGUCGUGAGGCGGAUCCUGAACCUGGCAAGCCUGGUGACGAGCGCCAGAUAAUCCGUGUAUCCCAAGGGCAACAGCAGUCACAGCCCCCUCCUCAAUCCCAGCAGGCCCCAUCGUCUGUUGCAAAGCAAUUUCACAGUGUAGAACCUGUAUCUCCACCAGAGACAACUCAAAAUCACUAUGCCAGACGAUUUUAUGAGUCCACAACCGCGACAACGACAUCAGGAACGCCUCCCAAGCCUCACCUGUCCCCCUUGGACUACGUGAAGAAUAAAAUAGUUGAGGUGAUGAGGACCUCCGAAGACGAUAAAACAGGUGGUAGUGGAGAGAGAGGCAGUGGCAAUGGAACUGGUGAUAAAGAUGAUAAACCUGCCGAGAGCCCCUCAGGUGAUAUGGUCAUCGAUGAGAGCCCAAAUCCACAGACUCAACAGCCACCACCAGCAUCAACGACCUUUUAUCCAUUUAGUGCGCUAGGAGUUCACACAGGACCACCACCAGCACCUCCUCCACCCACUGCUGGCUCCACCACUGUAACAAAAAGCGAACAGAUGGAGUCAACACCCCUUCUCUCAGCCCAGUACGAACCACUCUCCGAUGAGGAUUGACCGAACACCUGGUGCCAUCUCCAUCUUUGAUGUCUCGCUGUCUAGCGGCUUGCUUAAAAAUGAUUUUUUUUUAUCAAUCUUUCAAGGGUCUUCUUAUUUGGGAAGAAAUCAUUAAUGAAGAUAAUUUCUUCAAUUCUUUUUUAUAAAUAUCAUUUUUACGUGAAUUUGAAUGCUAAAGGACUAUAGGGAAAUUUAUGAUUUUAUAAAUUUAGCGUUGUACAUGAUUUUUUUUUAUCGAUAUGUCAUUCCAGUCGACUCUGCACUUUUUUUUAUUGAAUUUUAGGAUGAAAAUUUUCAUAACUUUGUGUCGAAAUUUUUUUUUCUCGGAAUGAUCAAGUGCGUGGAUUAUUAAAAAUCUGAGUCAUUCCUUUUUUUUUUUUGUUUUGUAAUGAGGAAGAUUAUAAGGUGGACAAGUCCAACGAGAGGAUAAACAUUGAUGUGGAUAAAGAGAUUUAAUGAAAUUAACAAAAUGCCAGCUUGCUAGUGCAUGGCAUCGACGCUUAUUUGCAAUUACCCGAUGGACAACUUAAAUUGAUGAGUUAUUGACCAACAGUGAAAGGUUGAUAAUGAUAUAUUUGGAUUGUCGUGUUUUGUGCAAAAUGAAUGGUAAUAAUAUUUUCUUUUGUAUAUAUUAUAAAUGGAGAAUCGUUCAAACGACGAAAAAAUGAUACGACGUUAAAGGUGUGUGUGUUUUUAUUUUGAAUGAGUCUGUGAUGAGUACCAGUGUGAGAUAUUAAAAAGUUAAUACUGUGUUUUAGAAUCCCAUUUGACAAACAUUUUGGUGAAAAAAAAAAUAUGACCGAGUAUGCAAAUGAAGGUUUACCACACAUUUCUGAGGGUACAGAAAGAACGAGAGAUCUCGUACGAUUGUGUGAUGAAUUUACGUCUAUGAAAUGAAAAUCAUCCCUAUUCUGUUCAAUUAAUUUUCAUUUUCUUUGGUAAAAGUGGUUGAUAAAUUUGUAAUAUGUAAGCGUUGUAUAUAGUACAUAAUAUUUACAUUUUAAGACGAGCAAGUAAUUAUAUAAUUACUAGAUUAUAUUAAUAAUGAUAAGUGGCUAGAAGUUUUUAGUAUGUAAGAUGAAAAAAAGUUUAGGUAGCAUUAUAGAAGGUAGAAAUUAAAAAAAAUUAAUGAAAAACAACAAAAUAAUUCACAAAACUGACUAGGGAACUUCUCUCAAGACUACGUUCUCUUCAUGAGAAAUAAAAUGAAUAAUUGAAAACGACAAAUUGCAGACGAAACAACAAAUUAUGAAAACAUUAAUAAUAAUAAUAUGAAUUAUCAAUGGAAGAAUGAAUGUGAAUUUUAUUUGAGUCAUUAAAUUAACUGAAAAUUUCUUAUUUUCCUCUUUUUUUUCAGAUGAGAGAAAAAAACAUUUAUCCAUGCCCAUGUGCAUUCACAUUUGUUUAAACCAAUGGAUGAACACUCAUUUUUUUUUAUACAGCCUAAUUUUAUAUUUGUACGUGAAUUUGAAUUGCUGGGAGACAUGCGCCUCAAAUCAUCAUUAUUUCCGGCUUCAGAUCCAAAUGGAAGGCGAGGAAAAAUGUAAAGGUCAAGAUUAUUUUUAAAUAAUCAAAUUGUCGUUUUUUCAACUCUUUAGCUUAUUUCCUUUUGUAACUGCGAUUAUUGUGAAUCGCUGGAUCAUUUCGAAUUCGAACACAAGGAGACCGGUGCCUUUGAAGAUGUAUUAUUAUCGAAUAAAUAAUAUGUGUAUCAUGAAAA